Messenger RNA from Dreissena polymorpha, 1534 nucleotides. RefSeq names its product transcription factor ovo-like homolog lin-48. Gene Ontology annotation, molecular function: RNA polymerase II cis-regulatory region sequence-specific DNA binding; DNA-binding transcription factor activity, RNA polymerase II-specific. The transcript has 7 exons. The record is from RefSeq and is a predicted model, not a curated record. Gene Ontology annotation, biological process: regulation of transcription by RNA polymerase II; epidermal cell differentiation. Lineage: Eukaryota; Metazoa; Mollusca; Bivalvia; Myida; Dreissenidae. Gene Ontology annotation, cellular component: nucleus. The coding region runs from base 239 to 1333 and encodes 364 amino acids.
CAUUUGAAUGGUGCAACUUUAAAUGAACAAAACGAACCAAAGCAGGUAAUGUGAGCCAGGUUGUACAAUUGUACAGCCUCCUGUAAAAUAACGGAGGUGAUUUUUCUUUACAAUAAUUUCAUUUAAAAAUCGGCGAUCGCGCUGUUGAAAUUACUGAAAUCUUCAUAGUUAUUCGGAUAUAUGUGAUUCUGCUACACAGACGGUAACGUCAUAGUGCGUGUCCUAAGAAGACGGAGACAUGCCGAAAUCAUUUUUAGUUGGUCGAAAUUACGACCGACGCCGCAGCGGGCCGCGUUACGACGACGUCUCUACAAGUGGUCAGGAGUUCAGUUACCUAAUGGAAAUAAAAGCACGCUGCGAUGCAAGUGACAACUUGACAACGGCGGUUUAUUCAGAUCAUUUAACCUAUGCGAUUUCUAACGGCAACACGACCGAAGUCGAAGCCACGGCCACAACGCAGGCAGCGUCAGAAAAUAUCUCGUGCUUUAAAGCCCUACAAGAUCAACAAGCGUUCGUUAAUAAUGACGACAUGUGCAUCACACACGUGACUGUUCCCAACCAACACAUGAAUGUGACUGACCGCCGGAAAUGCCGAUCCUAUUCGCGCAGGAACAAAUCCAACGAAGCGGACCCCAUCAUUCGCACUCAGUGUCUAGAAACCCAUACUCAAAAGCCGAUUUCAGAGAUGCCCCGAACAAAUCUCGCUCGUCUGUUCAUAAAGGAGAACAACUGUGCUCCGAGAAAGGAGAUAAAACCGGAAACACUUCCCCAAACAUUUGAACAAUGUCAGUAUAUGUUUAAGAACGUCGAGGUCGUAAAUGGCGGCUUCGGGAUCAAGAACCCAUUGCUCACUGAUCAAUCUGGAGCAGUACUCUAUGGACACACGGCAGAUAGAAGCACGACGGAUGGGACCCUGUACAUGUGCCGUGUUUGCAGCAAGCGUUUCCAGUGCGCGCGUCUGCUUAACCGUCACGUGAAGUGUCACUCGGACGUGAAGCGCUACUUAUGCACGUUUUGUGGCAAGGGAUUCAACGACACCUUUGACCUCAAGAGACACACACGGACGCAUACAGGCGUGAAGCCGUUCCGGUGCUCGGACUGCGGGAAGGCGUUCACACAGCGCUGCUCCCUGGAGGCUCACUGCCGGAAAGUGCACCGGAACAACCAGCAGUACGCCUACAAGGAACGCAGAGCGAAGUUGUAUGUAUGCGAGAACUGCGGUCACACGGCACGUGACCCGGAUACUCACGCGCUGCACGUGACUACCGUACACAGCCACCCGCCACGGCGCUACCACUCGUAUCUCCAUCCGGUAUUCUGUGGGCACAUAUGAUAUGCAUAUAUAAGGCGAGAUGCAGCAAUGGACGAUUCUUGUAUAUCAGUGAGAGCCAUCAUCUCCCUCGUGUUAUUACAUUUAGGCGAACCGAAGAAAACAACUCUUCAACAGAUCUGCACAAUGAACCUUACUUAUGCAUUUAACUAUAUAUUAACUCUUCUUUAAAAUGCUGAUUGUAAAUAAAUCACGCAGUGUGUU